AUGGUAGAUGGAUUCUCAAGGUUUCUGAAAUUGAUGUGCGCAGGAUUUUAUCUGAAUGGCAAAGCAAAAAUAAUACAUUAUCUACCAACAUGGUAUGAUAUAAUUGAUGUUACAUCAACUUCAAGCAGUAGAUUUAUCCCAUCAUUACCAAGCUUAUCAAUAGAUGAAAUAAAAUCCUUUGGAUCAUCUCCUCCAUUAAAUAUUAUAACUGAUUUAAGCUUGAAAAGUCAUAUUGUGAAACUUGUUAAGGAAAAAGAUUUUUGUAAAACGAUUGAUGAGACGGACUCCUUUGAACACAACAAUGACCUUGCUGACCUUGAGUUGUCAGAAUUUGGAUAUAGAGAAAAUUUUUUUUCUCCAUUAAUCAGGAGUUUGUUUUGUGGAACACAUGAUGAAGUGAAAAUAUAUUUUGGUGAAAAUGGUUUGUUUGCCUUGUCCGAGGAAUGUAAUUUGGGAAAGAAGGAUGGAGAAAAUAGAGAUCAUGGACAAAAAGUAGACAUAAUCUGGAAAUUGAAUUUGACAAACUUGGAAUUUGCUGUUGGGGAAGUCUCUGGGCCACCAAAUGUACUUGAUAAUACUCAUUUCUUUAAUGACAAAAUCAAGAUUGCAAAAUUGUUAAAAGUGACUAUCAACAGAAUUAUCAGGAAGUAUGGUGGAAGAAGUACAUUUUGGAAUACAAUAAAG
Molecule: messenger RNA, 684 nt
Organism: Entrophospora candida
Lineage: Eukaryota; Fungi; Glomeromycota; Glomeromycetes; Entrophosporales; Entrophosporaceae
Source: the annotation of a GenBank genome assembly